Acanthosepion pharaonis is the source of this 510-nucleotide messenger RNA. The record is from the annotation of a GenBank genome assembly. Lineage: Eukaryota; Metazoa; Mollusca; Cephalopoda; Sepiida; Sepiidae.
AUGGACUUUCUCUGUCACUUUCUUUCUCUUAUCUCUUUACUUUUGUCUCUUUCUUUCUCUUUUUUUUUUCUCUUUAAUGCUGUCUGUUUCUUUUUUCUCUCUUUACUCCUGUCUCUUUUACAUUCUUUACUCAUGUCUCUCUUUUAUUCUCUCUCUUACUUCCUGUCUCUUUUUUCUUCUCUCUCUUUUUUCUUCUCUCUUUUUUACUCCUCUCUCUUUUUUAUUCUCUUUACUCCUCUCUCUGUUUCUUCUCUUUUUUCUUCUCUCUUUACCCCUCUAUCUCUUUUUCUUCUCUCUUUACCCCUCUAUCUCUUUUUCUUCUCUCUUUACCCCUCUAUCUCUUUUUCUUCUCUCUUUACCCCUCUCUCUCUUUUUCUUCUCUCUUUACCCCUCUCUCUCUCUUACUUCUCUCUUUACCCCCCUCUCUCUCUCUUACUUCUCUUUUACUACUCUCCUUUUCCUUCUCUCUAUCUCGCUAUCUCUCUUUCUUACUACCUUUCUUACUACUAA